ACAAACUAACAUACCAAAAGGCCCCGCAGUUUGAGUGGGUCAUCCCAUCUUUUGAGGUUCCUUCUCAAGGCUCCUAUACCCAGAGCUUAGCUGUGAAAAUGCUAGCCUGAAAACAAUAAGCCCUCUUUCUCCGCUGUGAGGUUGGGGCAGUUAGAACCGUGAGAGUGGCGGUGGCAUUUCCACUCAGCUAUGUGGCCAUUAGCUGACUUGGAGGCCAAGUAACCUCAUUAGGAUUACUGCUAAGUUGUCCCGGGUUGCCAACAGGUCAAACCAGCUCUUUUCUUACUUGAGGAACUGAGUUGUAGAGAUGACGUGUAGCUUGCUUAAGGUUACAAAUGCAGCUAAUAAUGAUGGAAAAGUGUAACAGCAUUGCUCUCUUGUCUCCCAGGCAAAGGUUCCUGCAAACAUAUUCCUCUGAAGGAGACUGACUCUUAUUUGAAAUUCUCAACCUAUAGUCACUCUGAGCUACAGGACGGUUAGGGUGGUUCUUUUCUCCAAGACCACGUUGAUCUGUACUCACUCUGAAAAUUCACAUGGAUUAUGGAAUCCCGUUGACAUCCUAAAAUCACUGACAUCCAUUUGGGAAAGGCAUCUACAAGAUACUACCCUCAAGCCUGAGAGAAGUGAAUUCUAAUCCCGAGGUUUAGAGAGGAUGUGCAUGACUGCCCCAGAGAGAUUAAAUGUUGCACUAAACACCCUCACUGAUGAGCAGGAGUAUUCUUGGGAUUGGACAGGAAGGGCAACAAGCCCUGAAGACAGCAGCUUUUGUGGGGGUUGUGGCCUUGGACAGUGGAUCUGUGAAAGAGAAGGAAAAAUCUCCUGGGCUAAACUCCCGGAGAACACCAAUCGUUUUGCUGUGUUUCUUACAGCACAACCCAGCACAGUAAUACAAUUAAAGGACCCACGCACAUGUGUUGAAUGCAUGCUCACAUACAUGAACUGCUUAGGAGGGACAAUCCGGUGAACUGAGCAAUAACUUUGGGAGAGCUUUGAAAGACAGACGUGUCCUCUUUUCCUCUACUCUAAGUAUCAGGCAUUGUGCUAUAGGCUGAUUUUAAAGUGGGGACACAGAAAGAGAGGUGUGAAAGAUAAAGCUUGCCAUAAAGAUCCUUUACUUUAUAUAUAGUAUGAUUUAGUGUUCAUAACAGGUUAGGAUUAUUAUUAUUUCCAUUUUUGUUUAACAGAUGACACAACUAAGGCUCAGAGAGGUUAGGUGUUUUAUCUGAGCUUACACAGCUGGCAAGUGCCUGGGCUCUCCUAUCUGAGCCUGAGCCCUUGCUUACGCUUCCUCUCCCCACACUCCAGAAUAAUAUUCCUCUCUCCACUUAACUCCCAGAGAUCAGACUCUGAUGGGUCCUUGAGGGAUUCCUGCCAGGGAGUUGCCAUCCCUGCAACCUCCCACCCCCAUCCCGACCCCCACGCCAAGUAAUCUUUUUUCUGCUGUGGAGAGUGGGCCUGUAAACAGAUGAGGCCAGAAUCUCCAUUUCAGGAGCUUUCUCUAGAAUCUGUCCCUGUAGUUACUUCCAGUAGAAGUUGUUUCAGGAAGAGGUUUGUCUGACUGCAAUGGACAGUGGUGCAAUUCAUCACUACAGGAGGGCAGAAUCCACGACUGAGGGGCCACACGUCGAGAGGGGAGGGGCCAGGGGGCGGCCCCCGUGUGACCAGCCCUGAGGAGAGGUCAGGAGAGAAGGCUGGAUGAGGAGUGCCUGGACAGCCAGCAGCUGCUGACGUUCUAUAUCACGCGCCUGGGGCCCAAGUCGCAGUUCGAUUCCAGAGGCCUUUCUCCUCAGGCCUGGCGGUGAGCUGAUGGCCCAAGUUCUAGAAGCUUCCUUGCCCUCCAGCUGUUGGGUCGGCUAGAGCUUGGCAAGUUGGGGAGGAGCCUCACCCGAGGAGGCGGCUGAGAAGGCGGGGGAAAUGGAGGAGGAGGCGGCGGCGGUGGGGGCUGCGAAGGCGUGUUCAGGCCACGGAGCUGAGGAGAUGAAGCUGGAGCCACUACAAGAGCGUAAGCCCGCACCUGAGGAGAACUUGACGUGGAGCGGUAGCGACAGCGGCGACGACGAGAAGGUGCUCCCUUCAACCCCCCCUCACUGUCAGAGCAGUUCCUCUCCCCUUUGCCUGCGCCGCAAGCCCCGCCCUCGGCCCCAGCGCUGGGCCCGCUCCCGAGCCCGUCCCGGGACCUCGGCCCCACCUCUACCUCCAGCCCGUCCUCUUCCUCCACCUCAGUCCCAGCCACGGCCCUGGCGCAGAUCUCGGCGUAGAUCCCGGCUGGGUUCCAGGCCCCAGACACGGCGAAGCUGUUCUGGUGACCUAGGCGGCUCUGGGGAUCGAGGUGGCUUAGGGGACUGGUUACUGGAGUUGGAGUUUGAUCAGGGUCCCUCGGGCUGUUCUCAUGUGGAGAGCUUUAAAGUAGCCAAGAACUGGCAGAAGAACCUGCGGUUGAUCUACCAGCGUUUCGUUUGGAGUGGGACCCCAGAGACUAGGAAACGUAAGGCAAAGUCGUGCAUCUGUCAUGUAUGUAGUACCCAUAUGAACAGACUCCACUCUUGUCUCUCCUGUGUCUUUUUUGGCUGCUUUACUGAGAAACAUAUUCACAAACAUGCAGAAACAAAACAGCACAAUUUAGCAGUAGACCUCUAUCAUGGGGUUGUAUAUUGCUUUAUGUGUAAGGAUUACGUAUAUGACAGAGACAUAGAACAGAUUGCCAAAGAAACGAAAGGGAAAAUUUUGAAGUUAUUAAUUUCCAUCUCAACAGAUGUUUCUCAACAACAGUGUAUGACAUCAGGUGUUGAAGAGAAGCAAACAAUCUGUGAGUUAAAAGAACAGGAACCAAAACUGGUGAAACCCAAGAAAAAGAGGAGAAAAAAGUCAGUCUAUACUGUGGGCCUAAGAGGGCUAAUCAAUCUUGGAAACACUUGCUUUAUGAAUUGUAUUGUCCAGGCACUUACCCAUAUUCCUCUACUGAAAGAUUUCUUCCUCUCUGACAAGCACAAAUGUAUAAUGACAAGCCCCAGCUUGUGUCUUGUCUGUGAAAUGUCUUCGCUUUUUCAUGCUAUGUACUCUGGGAGCCGAACUCCUCACAUUCCCUAUAAGUUACUGCACCUAAUAUGGAUUCAUGCAGAACACUUAGCGGGAUACAGGCAGCAGGAUGCUCAUGAGUUCCUUAUUGCAAUAUUAGAUGUGCUGCAUAGACACAGCAAAGAUGAUAGUGUUGGGCAGGAGGCCAAUAACCCCAACUGCUGUAACUGCAUCAUAGACCAAAUCUUUACAGGUGGCUUGCAGUCAGAUGUCACAUGUCAGGCUUGCCAUAGCGUCUCUACCACAAUAGAUCCAUGCUGGGACAUCAGUCUGGAUUUGCCUGGCUCUUAUGCCACAUUCGGUUCCCAGAGUCCAGAGAGGGCUGACAGCACAGUGAGUAGGGAUGACCACGUACCAGGAAUCCCCUCACUCACAGACUGCCUGCAGUGGUUUACAAGGCCAGAGCACCUUGGAAGCAGUGCUAAAAUCAAAUGCAGUAGUUGCCAAAGCUACCAGGAGUCUACCAAACAGCUCACAAUGAAGAAAUUACCCAUUGUGGCCUGUUUUCAUCUCAAGCGGUUUGAACAUGUAGGCAAGCAGAGGCGAAAGAUUAAUACUUUUAUCUCCUUUCCCUUGGAGCUGGACAUGACUCCAUUUUUGGCCUCCACUAAAGACAGCAGAAUGGAAGGCCAGCUGCCAACAGAUUGUGCACCCAAUGAGAAUAAGUAUUCCUUGUUUGCAGUGAUUAAUCACCAUGGAACUUUGGAAAGUGGACACUACACCAGCUUUAUCCGGCAACAAAAGGACCAGUGGUUCAGCUGUGAUGAUGCUGUCAUCACCAAGGCUACCAUUGAGGACUUACUCUACAGUGAAGGAUAUUUACUAUUCUAUCACAAACAGGGUGUAGAGAAAGACUAGUUUUACCAGACCACUUACCAGAAAAAAGUAAAAGAAAUGAAUAGGUGAGGAUCCUGAAGUGACACACAAGCCUACCUGGAAUGGACAAGGACAAUACCAAUGCAACAACCAGCACCUCUUGAAGUAACACAAAAACCUCUCUGAAAUGGACAAUGACAAUAGCACCUAUAUGACAAUUAGCACCUUGAUAUAAAGAGCCUACUUUACCAUGGCCUAUGGAUCUAUAAGAGGAAGAAUACUAACUAAUGACCAGUCAGUCUUAAGAAAUGAAAGGAGGGAGAAGAGGUUGAAAAUGGUCACAUAAAGCAUAAUUGAAUGGAAAGGAUGCUUUAGGUGGGGAGAGUGAGACUAGAGAUGUUCUGACACUGCUAUAUGUCAUUUGUUUCUACACAAAUACUGUGAGAAGUCAGAGACUAUUCCUUCAUCAGCAAAAAGCUUCAUGACUGGUGUUCCAGCUAUGGCUGACCAGUCAAAUGAUUAGAAAAAAAGGAAAAUAUUUUAAAAGAAAUUCUAAAAAGCUUUAAAAGAAAAAUAUUUAAAAAAAAAAUUUUAAAAGAAAAGUAUUUUUAAAU
This is a messenger RNA of Equus caballus (horse), 4505 nucleotides long. RefSeq names its product ubiquitin specific peptidase 51 (gene USP51). The record is from RefSeq and is a predicted model, not a curated record. Gene Ontology annotation, molecular function: cysteine-type deubiquitinase activity; zinc ion binding. Gene Ontology annotation, biological process: protein deubiquitination. NCBI's taxonomy places the organism in Eukaryota, Metazoa, Chordata, Mammalia, Perissodactyla, Equidae.